GCUUUGUCAAAUCUUCCUGCUCACGCAAGAAAAGUUUCACUCCAAGAUGUCGUAGUCGUCGCAAGGUUAAGUCUUCAUGUGGUGAAAAAGGUGGAAAUGAGGAUAUUUGCAAAGACUCCUGUGAAGAGACCAAGGAAAACUCUUGUAAAGAUGCCUGUUGUAAGAUCAAAGAAACCCCAUUGAAAUUCAGUGAAUCAAAAGAUCCAGAGUCUUUGACUUCCUAUGAAGCAGUUGCUUUCAACGUUUCUGGCAUGACUUGUACUGGUUGCAGUAAAAAAGUUUUAAAGGUUUUACAAAAUAUUGAGGGUAUUAGCUCAAUCAAUGUCACUUUUGUCACUGGUAUUGCUGAAUUUACAAUCAACAAGGAUAUCUUGGAUGUUCCCCAGGCUGUUGCUAGAAUCUCAAAAGAAACAGGUUUCAAGCUAACAAAAAUUGAGUAUGAUUUCCAAACCAUUGAUAUGAUCAUUGGGGAAGGAGAUUUGAACAAACUGGAGGAAUUUGUUGAAUCAAUUGAGAAAUUGGAUAAAUCCACAUACAGAGUCUCCUAUGAUCCCCAAUUUAUCGGUGCUAGAUCACUUGUUUCCAAGAUUCCAGGCUCAAAAUUAGCACCACCAAAGUUUAACAAAGCUUUGGAGGAAGGGAAAAAGAAACUUCGUUUGAUGUGGAUUAAAUGUGCUCUAUCAUUAGCUUUAGCCAUUCCUGUUGUUGUCCUGGAUUGGUCUCAUAAUUCGGUCCCUUAUGCCACAAAAUCUAUCGUUUCAUUGGUUUUAGCUUCAUUGGUUCAAAUUAUAGCCAUUCCUGAAUUUUAUAUUGGUGCUUUAAAAGCAUUAAUCUAUAGUAAAGUCCUGGAAAUGGAUAUGUUGAUUGUUAUUAGUAUUACUGCUGCUUAUGUGUUUUCAUUAGUCAUUUUUAUUUUGAAAAGAGUUGGUGUUUCGAUAUCUAUUAAUGAGUUUUUCGAAACCAGCUCGUUAUUAAUAGCAUUGGUCUUGGUUGGAAGAUUAUUGUCUGAAAUUGCAAAAGUUAAGGCUGUUUCCUCGAUUUCAUUAAGAUCUUUACAAAUUGAAACAUCUAUCUUACUUCAAGAUGGCGAUGAAAUUGAAAUUGAUUCUCGUUUGCUGGAAAUGAAUGAUAAAAUUGUCAUCUCUCCUCAUUCAAGAGUUGUUACUGAUGGUUUUAUUGUUUCCGGAGAAGGCCCAAUUGAUGAAUCCAUGAUUACAGGUGAGUGUUUACCUGUUAUGAAGAAAGUGAAUGAUGAAGUUAUUGCAGGAACUUUUAAUGGCUCUUCUAAGCUAAUUGCUCAAGUCACAAGACUACCAGGGAAAAACAGUAUCACCGAUAUUGCAGAAUCUGUGGAAAAUGCUUUGGCUGAAAAGCCCAAAGUUCAAGAUUUAGCUGAUAAAAUCGCUGGGUAUUUCAUUCCUGUUGUCAUUAUGAUUUCAACUAUUGUCUUCAUUGUUUGGAUCAUUGUCGGUUUGAAAGUUAGACAUCAAUCAGGUGGUAAAGCCGUUUCUGUUGCAAUCACUUAUGGUAUUGCAGUGUUGGCAAUUUCAUGCCCUUGUGCAAUUGGUCUUGCUGUUCCAAUGGUGUUAAUCAUAGCAGGUGGAGUAGCUGCACGGGAAGGUAUUAUCAUUAAACAAUCAAAUGUUUUGGAAAAUGCAUAUAAGGUUACCGAUGUUGUUUUCGAUAAAACUGGUACACUUACUGACAAUGAAAUGAGAGUGGAAGACUUCAAAAUCUUGGAAGAUAAUGGAAUCGAAAAUGAUGAAGUGAUCUCUGUUGUCAAGCAAAUGACAUUGAACAACACCCAUCCUGUUUCAGUUGCGGUUGCCAAUUUUUUAGAUCAGAAGGAUGCUUCAUCUGCUGCUAAGAUUGAAAAAAUUGAAUCAAUCUCUGGUUCUGGUAUUCAAUGCGAAUUUAAGCAUUCAAUUUUGAAGCUGGGAAAUCCAUACUGGACUAAACUUCACAACCAUGAAGUUGUCAAACCGCUAUUGGAGAAAGGUUAUACAUUGCUUUGCUGUGCAAGUGACUCCAAGUUGAUCUGUGUUUUUUCAUUGAGAACAGAGCUAAAACCUGAAGCGAAGGAUGUUAUUCAAUUUUUAUCAAAGAAAGGUCAAACGUGCCAUAUUGUAAGUGGUGAUAAUAGGAAAUCAGUGGAAAUGGUUGCCAAUGAAUUGGGCAUUUCCUUAUCAAACAUUCAGUUUAGAGCUACCCCAAAGUCUAAACAAGCUUUUAUCAAGUCUUUAAAAGGUGCUUCAAAGGAAAAGGUUGUCCUAUUUUGUGGCGAUGGUACCAAUGACGCUAUUGCUGUUGCUCAAGCUGAUAUUGGUGUUCAAAUUGGAACAGCCUCUGAAGUAACCAAAGCUUCAUCAGAUGUUAUUUUAUUGGGUGGGUUAGAUGGUAUUGUGAAGUUGCAAAGCCUUUCAAAAAGAACCUUUAAUAGAGUUUUCUUCAACUUCAUUUGGUCAGCCAUUUACAACUUAUUUGCAAUUUUGCUAUCAUCUGGUGCUUUUGUCAAAGCCCGUAUCCCUCCUGCUUACUCUGGAAUUGGUGAAAUUGUUAGUAUUGCACCAGUUGUUUUAGCAGCUAUCUCUCUAUCCAUUAAAUGGAAAAAAGAAUAGAAC
Hansenula anomala is the source of this 2621-nucleotide messenger RNA. RefSeq names its product cation-transporting P-type ATPase PCA1 (gene PCA1). The transcript has a single exon. Bases 252 to 2618 code for a protein of 788 amino acids. Gene Ontology annotation, molecular function: ATP hydrolysis activity; ATP binding; metal ion binding. Lineage: Eukaryota; Fungi; Ascomycota; Saccharomycetes; Phaffomycetales; Wickerhamomycetaceae. The record is from RefSeq and is a predicted model, not a curated record. Gene Ontology annotation, biological process: monoatomic cation transport. Gene Ontology annotation, cellular component: membrane.